Molecule: messenger RNA, 2516 nt
Organism: Octopus bimaculoides (California two-spot octopus)
Lineage: Eukaryota; Metazoa; Mollusca; Cephalopoda; Octopoda; Octopodidae
Biological process (GO): regulation of transcription by RNA polymerase II
Cellular component (GO): nucleus; cytoplasm
Molecular function (GO): RNA polymerase II transcription regulatory region sequence-specific DNA binding
Source: RefSeq, a predicted model, not a curated record
UCUUGUAAACUUGUUUGUUUCAGGUGAUGUAAAUGGAAUUGAGAUGCAGAUAAUCCCACAGACCCAGUUUAUCCCACUUCCUGAGGCUCUUUGCCUUAUCAUUAUGGACCUGAACAACAACCGUAUCGUGGCCACCCUCGAUACCGUGCAAGAGAAACUGGAGCAGUGUUAUAAAGAGAUGGAGAUACCCAGUGAAGAAUUGAUCUACGCUACUCUUGCAAACUUGAUUCAAGAAGGGAAAGUUUUCCAUACAGGAAGUGGAUAUUUUGUGGUCACCCCGGACACAUAUCGAGUUCCUUUGGGUGAGAAUUCCUUUGCUGUGCCCUGGUCCCCUUAUAAACAGUUUUACAUUCCCAUGGUACCACCUCCCAAAGCGCAAGUCCGUUCGAUAUCAUGUCAGACAUCGAGCAGUGCAAACGACAUCAAGAAAGCUUCAAGCAAGACCAAACCACAGCGCAGUCAAAGUGCAAGAGCGUCUCGCAAUCGCUACAGAAAAAGCGCCCACGAACACAUACGGCGAAGUGCAUCAUUGAAGUUUAAGUCUGACAAAACCCUGGGUUCUACGAAGGACAUUAACCUCAAGAACAGCAACAUCAAUCAAGACAAGAACAAAGGUGAGAAAACCACGUUAUUCAGUAAACUGUUUGGCCGUUACAAGAAGAAAGCAUCCCCGAAUAAAGAAGUGGAAUAUGCCACAUUCUCUGCACAGUUUCCUCCCCCUGAAUGGCAAUGGUACCAACAACAACUGGAGAAACAACGCAGGACUGAAGAAUGGAUCAGUGACCAACAAGUGACCAAAUCUAAUACCUGGCAUUAUCUCUAUACCGUGCAGGAUGCCAAUGUCGUCGGUAAAGGUGGUCUGGCGACUGGGCCGACAAGUUCCAAACUAAAAUCAGCGACUGUUCCCCCAAUUGUCACAUUGCCUCCCUACACUUGCGAACCUAUGUGUUCGGAACAAGCUAGUCCUAAAGAAACAGCCCAUUACAAUUCCAAACUCGGUAAGGAACAGGAACUUCAAGCAAACGUGAAUCGCUGGUCAGUUGUGGUCGAUGAACCCAACAGCUUUGAGAAACAACCAACAGAUAGCACGAAACACCACUCGCAACAGUCUCCCUGCUACGAAGGACUGGCCAAUGAAGCUUCGUCGAAGCAUCGUAGCAACCAGCAUCACAAAUGUCCACGUAAAUCUACCUCAAAGACAUCUUCACUGAGAACGAAUAAUGCUGUCUGUGAACAUGGCCAUGCUGCAGCACAGCAGAAAAUCAGCAAGCAGCGGAAGAGACUGGAACGUUACAGCUACUGCGAGGAUUACUAUGGCAAUGAUAUCAGUAUUGAAUACAAGGGUAAGCUGCCGAAUAAAUAUUCAAUGUACGCUUAUUCACGAGACAGUGGAGUGAACUGCAUCGGACUGAGUUCCGGUUUUGCCGAAGAUAUGAAAGUGGAUUUAUCACAGACAACGCAUCCUAAGCAGGAAAUUGAACCCAGCCGUAUCUCAAAGAAAGUUCAUAGAGCGUAUAAAAAACGGUCAGGCAUGAAGCACCAUCGACAUCAUUCCAAGAAGAAUGUCCGCAGCAAUCUAUACGACAGCAACGAAAAUUGUGCCGUCGACAUACCAACUGCGACCAUCGCCGAGGAAUUUCCUGAAACCUGCAGCUACUUGGACUCGAGCCAGUUGUUUGACAACAGUUAUCACCAUCAUCAUCAUCAUCACCAUCACCACAACAGUUGUACAGGCAGUGGUCGAGAUAGUACGGAGACUGGACAGAAGUUGGCUGCAGGGGAGAGCAGCGAACAAAGUUUCAAUACAGUCAUACCGAACUCUGGGACGCAUCACGAUUGUCCCAUGGAAAACCUGGUACACGAGACUCGGGAGUUGAACCUCAGAGACAAUAAUCACAGCUUGUGUACACGUAGUCACCAUGCGGCCGUCCCACUGGACACCGGUCAACAUAGACGGCAGAAAAAGAGACAUAGCAUGCAUGUAUCUUCCAAUCGUUCUGCCUCAGCUGAGAACGCACGUGACAACUGGCAGCUGGGCCCAGGGGAGUCUCUUGAUCCUCACAUCUUAAACAAUCAACAAAUUGCAUGUCACAAACCCGACACCUCCCACAGCAACAACUCACGACCCCGGUCCUACGUCGCUCGUUCAUCUCAACUGAAUUCAAACAAAGAUCUCACCGCAGAUGGGAACACUCGCCAAUCCAGUUCAAGGGGUCACUUUGAUGAUGACUUUCAAGUGGUCGGCGUUGUAUGAGACCUCCUGUAGCGUGUGUCCUGUAUAUUUUGGUGGGGGUCAAUUGCACUUUUGCCGCUAGACAUGGCAUCAUCAGGACAGCUGCAAUUUGAAUCGUGCAAACAUUGUAGGUGCAGUUUCUGAAUAAAUUAGUUGUUAUAGAAACAAAACUCAUAUCCCCCCCCCACACCAACUCCCAAUUUGUCUGUCAUCUUGUUGCUGUGUGUAUAUCUCUCUCUCUCUCUAUUUAUCUGUCAUAUAUAUAUAUAUAUAUAUAUAUAUA